Messenger RNA from Juglans regia (Persian walnut), 3740 nucleotides. Its product is annotated as inositol hexakisphosphate and diphosphoinositol-pentakisphosphate kinase VIP2-like. Gene Ontology annotation, biological process: inositol phosphate biosynthetic process; inositol metabolic process. Gene Ontology annotation, molecular function: diphosphoinositol pentakisphosphate kinase activity; inositol hexakisphosphate kinase activity; 5-diphosphoinositol pentakisphosphate 1-kinase activity. NCBI's taxonomy places the organism in Eukaryota, Viridiplantae, Streptophyta, Magnoliopsida, Fagales, Juglandaceae. The coding region runs from base 243 to 3404 and encodes 1053 amino acids. The transcript has 31 exons. The record is from RefSeq and is a predicted model, not a curated record.
GCCUCUGCUCGUGAUUUCACGCUUAGAAGCGGUUCUAUCUUUCUCUUCGAUCUCUCUCCCUUUUUUUUUUUUUUUUCCUUCCAUUCUCGUACUGGAAGUCGGCGCAUCUCUGAUUUGAGCAGUUAAGUUGGAAUUGAUAAAUUUCAAGCGGAUUUGGAUUCUGCAAUUUUAGAGGGAGAGGAGAGGAGAGUUUUCUAAAGAGUUCCUGAGAGCUAGAGCGUGUGAGAAAGAGAGACGGAGAGAUGGAGGAGAAAGGAGGUGGUGUCGGAAAGAAGUUAAAGAUUGGAGUCUGUGUGAUGGAAAAGAAGGUGAAAUGCGGCCCGGAGGUCUUCACGGCACCGAUGGGACAAAUUCUUGAGAGAUUAAAGGCAUUUGGUGAAUUUGAGAUCAUACACUUUGGGGACAAGGUCAUCCUUGAAGAUCCAAUUGAAAGCUGGCCAAUAUGUGACUGUUUAAUUGCCUUCUAUUCCACUGGCUAUCCCCUUGAAAAGGCCGAGGCAUAUGCUGCUUUAAGGAAACCUUUUCUGGUAAAUGAGUUGGAACCGCAGCACCUUCUUCAUGACCGAAGGAAGGUAUAUGAGCGUCUUGAAAUGUUUGAAAUCCCUGUUCCAAGAUAUGCCCUUGUCAAUAGAGAAGUACCAUAUCAAGAGCUGGAUUAUUUUGUUGAGGAAGAUGAUUUUGUUGAGGUUCAUGGUAAUCGGUUUUGGAAGCCAUUUGUGGAAAAGCCAAUUGAUGGAGAUGAUCAUCGUAUUAUGAUAUAUUACCCUAGUUCGGCGGGUGGAGGUAUGAAGGAAUUAUUCAGGAAGGUUGGUAAUCGAUCCAGUGAGUUCCAUCCUGAGAUCAGAAAAGUGAGGCGUGAAGGCUCCUAUAUAUAUGAGGAAUUUAAGCCCACCGGAGGAACAGAUGUCAAGGUGUACACCGUUGGCCCCGAAUAUGCACAUGCUGAGGCUAGGAAGUCUCCUGUUGUGGAUGGUGUUGUUAUGAGAAAUCCUGAUGGCAAGGAAGUGAGGUAUCCAGUGUUACUUACACCUACUGAGAAACAAAUGGCAAGAGAGGUUUACACCGCAUUUAGGCAAGCGGUUUGCGGGUUUGAUCUCUUGCGUUCUGAUGGACGUUCAUAUGUUUGUGACGUGAAUGGGUGGAGCUUUGUGAAAAACUCAUACAAGUAUUAUGAUGACGCUGCUUGUGUCUUGAGGAAGAUGUUUUUAGAUGCAAGAGCUUCUCAUCUUUCUUCAGCAAUUCCACCAACUUUACCGUGGAAACUCAAUGAACCAGUCCAGCCUUCCGAGGGAUUAACUCGUCAGGGAAGUGGGAUUAUUGGCACAUUCGGGCAGUCUGAGGAGCUACGUUGUGUAAUUGCUGUUAUUCGUCAUGGUGAUAGGACUCCCAAACAGAAGGUGAAGUUGAAGGUUACUGAGGAAAAGCUGUUAAGUUUGAUGUUAAAGUACAAUGGGGGGCGACCAAGAUCUGAGACAAAACUUAAAAGUGCCAUCCAGUUGCAAGAUUUGUUGGAUGCCACACGAAUGCUUGUUCCUCGUACUAGACCAGAUCGAGAAAGUGAUAGUGAAACGGAAGACUUUGAGCAUGCGGAAAAGCUUCGUCAAGUCAAAGCAGUGCUUGAGGAGGGUGGACAUUUUUCUGGUAUAUAUAGGAAGGUUCAACUAAAGCCACUAAAGUGGGUUAAGGUUGCAAAAAGCAAUGGUGAAGGGGAGGAAGAACGACCUGUUGAAGCUCUCAUGGUUCUUAAAUAUGGGGGUGUUCUUACACAUGCUGGCAGAAAGCAGGCUGAAGAACUGGGUAGAUAUUUCCGAAAUAACAUGUAUCCAGGAGAAGGUACUGGCCUGCUUCGCCUCCAUAGUACAUAUCGUCACGAUCUUAAAAUUUACAGCUCUGAUGAGGGUCGUGUGCAGAUGUCUGCGGCUGCAUUUGCCAAAGGCCUCCUUGACCUUGAAGGGCAGCUAACACCAAUCCUGGUUUCACUUGUAAGCAAAGACUCAUCUAUGUUGGAUGGACUUGACAAUGCCAGUAUUGAGAUGGAAGAGGCCAAGACUAGGUUGAAUGAGAUAAUAACUUCUGGUGCAAAGACAGUCCAAAAUGAUGAAUCAUCUGAAUCCCCUUGGAUGGUUGAUGGAGCUGGGCUGCCUUCAGAUGCAUCUGAACUUCUUCCCAAAUUGGUACAAUUGACUAAGAAGGUCACUGAACAAGUAAGAAUACUUGCCAAGGAUGAAGACGAGGAACUAACUGAUGUGAUCCCACCUUAUGACCAAGCAAAGGCACUUGGUAAAACAAACAUUGAUGUUGAUCGCAUUGCUGCUGGGUUACCAUGUGGCAGCGAAGGAUUCCUUUUGAUGUAUGCUCGCUGGAAAAAGCUUGAAAGAGACUUGUACAACGAACGCAAAUUGCGGUUUGAUAUAACUCAAAUUCCUGAUGUCUAUGAUUCGUGCAAGUAUGAUCUCUUGCACAAUGCACAUCUUAAGCUAGAAGGUUUGGAUGAACUCUUCAAAGUUGCUCAGUUACUUGCAGAUGGCGUCAUCCCAAAUGAGUAUGGAAUCAAUCCAAGGCAGAAGCUGAAGAUUGGCUCAAAGAUUGCUCGCCGUCUGUUAGGUAAACUGCUGAUCGAUCUGAGGAAUACUCGUGAAGAGGCCAUCAGUGUUGCUGACCUAAAGAGCAAUCAAGAUCAACAUUCUCCAUCCAUGAAAACUGAAAAGGAAGACGCGGAAUAUCAAUCAAAGCUUUACAUUAAGAAUGAUGACUUGAAAAGAAAUAGCACUACAAGCAAUAUAUCAAUGGAGCAGGAUGAUGACGAUGAUAAAGAGACCAAAUAUCGUCUGGAUCCAAAGUAUGCAAAUGUCAAGACACCUGAACGCCAUGUGCGGACACGACUUUACUUCACAUCAGAGUCUCAUAUCCAUUCUCUCGUGAAUGUCCUCCGUUACUGUAACCUGGAUGAAUCUCUUCAAGGAGAGGAUAGCCUUUUUUUCCAUAAUGCUUUGGAUCGUUUAUAUAGAACCAAGGAGCUUGACUACAUGAGCUACAUUGUGCUGAGGAUGUUUGAGAACACAGAGGUAGCCUUGGAAGACCCAAAAAGGUUCCGCAUAGAGGUGACUUUUAGCCGUGGUGCAGAUCUAUCCCCCUUGGAGAAAAAUGACAGCGAGGCUGCUUCAUUGCACCAGGAGCACACGCUGCCCAUAAUGGGUCCAGAAAGGCUGCAAGAAGUGGGAUCAUAUCUCACCUUAGAGAAAAUGGAAAAAAUGAUUCGCCCUUUUGCCAUGCCAGCAGAAGAUUUCCCUCCGCCAUCAACUCCUGCAGGAUUCUCUGGCUAUUUCGCAAAAAGUGCAGCAGUGCUUGAGCGCCUGGUAAAUCUUUGGCCUUUCCAUAAGCAUGCAAAUUCUAACGGAAAGUAACGAGGACUUCCACUUAUAUUUUGUGUCCAACACCCCCCCCCCCCCAAAUUCAUUUGGUGCUUUUGAUAUUUGAAUAACUAUGGUUGGUUGAUCGGGUAGAGUGAGUUUUGAGUUUCUUUAUAGAGAAAAUUUUGCAAUGGUCCGACAAUUUUCAACAAGAACGUGUUGGAAGUAUCCAUCUUGGAUGAAACUGACGGGCAUUGCUUACAUCGUUUUUUGUAAUUCCCUCAUUAUUCCAUUAAUGUGAAUAAAAGUAAUCAUCAGCUGAGUACCUUGCCCAGGUGCUUAAAGUCUAGAUUCUGUUAAAGUCCACAAUCAACUAUAUUGUUAUAUUCU